AUGAAACAAUAACCCUAUUUUAUUAGACCUCCUUCCAAUAUUUGUUCUCCAAACUUAGCUAAUAAGGGUAGUUUUAACAAAAAAGAAGAAACUUCUUCAAAUAGCUAAGGAGGAAGACGUAAAACACCAAUUAAUACUUAACAUUUGAAUUCUCCUGUUUAAGUGAAAGAUCUGUAUUAAACAAUUAUAUUUAGUUAUCGUAAUAAAAUUAUCAAAACUACUCCUAAUCUUAACACACCACUUACAGAAGGAUCUAUAUCAAAGUUUAAAAUUAUUAAUGAUUUUACUCUCAAUAAAAUGGCAACAAGUAAGAGACUUAAAUCUGAUGAAUAAGUUUGUACACCUAAACAAAAUAAUAAAUUUCAUAGUCAUCCUUUAAAUAACAUUAAAUUUAGAACUGAUAGAAAACUUAAUAAUACACCUUUAGACAAAAUGAAAACAGAACCUAAUGAUUUUGAUAUUCAAACUGUAUCUAAAUAAGAUGAAUCUCAAGAAAUACUCUUUCGAUUACAUAGACAAUCAAUCCCUACUGAACCUAAUGAGAAAUUGUCAUCCAUAUUAUCUAAUCAUAUUACUAUUACUCGAAAUAUAAAAAAAGAAGUUUAAUCCUCUGAUUAAUCUAAUCGCAUUUUCAUUAAAAUAGAAUAAAAUAUUCCACAUCUUUAAGAAACACAAGAAAAUAAACUCAAUCCUCAUUAAUUUAAUUCAUCAUCAACCAAAGAGAAGAUUUUAGAUUUGUUAUGUCUCUCUACUUAAGAUUUAAAAACUAAAUUAUCUGAAAUAAAUAAAGUAGGAAAUUCUAAAAUUAAUGCAAGGUAAUCUAAUAAAUUAUUAAUUCCUAAACGUGGAAUUUCCAAAUUUCCAAAUGACUUUUUUAAUGCUCUUUUACCUAAUUCAAUAUUACAUUGA
This is a messenger RNA of Paramecium sonneborni, 909 nucleotides long. Lineage: Eukaryota; Ciliophora; Oligohymenophorea; Peniculida; Parameciidae. The record is from the annotation of a GenBank genome assembly.